Messenger RNA from Coturnix japonica (Japanese quail), 3468 nucleotides. RefSeq names its product neuronal calcium sensor 1 (gene NCS1). NCBI's taxonomy places the organism in Eukaryota, Metazoa, Chordata, Aves, Galliformes, Phasianidae. The record is from RefSeq and is a predicted model, not a curated record. Gene Ontology annotation, molecular function: calcium ion binding; calcium sensitive guanylate cyclase activator activity.
CCCAAGGUCACUCCCACCCCGCAGCUCCCUCUGCGCUCACACCGCCGCCUCUCUCCCUCCGCAUCCUCCGGCCCUUGGCGAGCAUCCCCCCCUCCCACCUCCGCCCUACAAGAGCCCGCUCCCUCCUCCUUCUCUCCCAUUGAGCUCCGGCGGCGUCGGGCCGAGAGCUGCGGGCCCCCCCUCCCGCACCCCAACCCUCGGAGGGAGGGGAGGGAGCGCGGAGGGAGCGCGGAGAGGGGCGGGAGCGGCCGCGCGGAGGCGCAGAGCGGCCCCGCAUCUCCGCAGCCCCGAAGCCCGGCAACAAAGAGCGCAGCGCUCCGCUCCUCCCCGGGAUGUAGGGCCCUCCGUGCCCCGCUCCCGGCCCCGCAGCCCUCCAUGCCCCCGAGCUGAGCCCGUUCCGCAUCGCCAUGGGGAAAUCCAACAGCAAGUUGAAGCCUGAAGUUGUGGAGGAGCUGACCAGGAAAACGUACUUUACAGAGAAGGAGGUGCAGCAGUGGUAUAAGGGCUUUAUCAAGGACUGCCCCAGCGGGCAGCUGGAUGCUGCCGGCUUCCAGAAGAUCUACAAGCAGUUCUUCCCCUUUGGUGACCCAACCAAAUUCGCCACCUUCGUAUUCAAUGUCUUUGAUGAGAACAAGGAUGGGAGGAUCGAGUUCUCAGAGUUCAUCCAGGCUCUGUCUGUCACCUCCCGGGGGACGUUGGACGAGAAGCUGAGGUGGGCGUUUAAGCUGUAUGAUUUGGACAACGACGGCUACAUCACGAGGAACGAGAUGCUGGACAUUGUGGAUGCCAUCUACCAGAUGGUGGGAAACACUGUGGAGCUUCCCGAGGAGGAAAACACACCGGAGAAGAGGGUGGAUCGGAUUUUUGCCAUGAUGGACAAGAAUGCAGAUGGGAAGCUGACGCUGCAGGAGUUUCAGGAGGGCUCCAAGGCCGACCCCUCCAUCGUGCAAGCCCUCUCCCUCUAUGAUGGGCUCGUAUAGUCCCAGGGCCGAGCGGCGCUUAUGGGGAAGACGCUCUCUGUGCCAUCCGACCACGCAGCGAUGCUUGCCUGCCCCUCUCCGGCCCUCCUCCAUAUCCCACGAGCCAAGGAUGCAGCGCAGCGCCAGCUCACGCCCCGAACCAACGCCGGUGCCAUUUGCCACCUUCUGCUUCUUUUUUUCCAACAAAAACCACCCAAAAAAAGACCACGGUCUGAGCAGCAGCCAACACCCAAAACUUGGGGGCUGAGGGAAUGGGUCAGAGUGGCACCCAAGGCUGAGACCCCCCCCCCGGCCCUGAGCCCCCCUGCUCCUCAUUCCUACGGUCUGGGGUCGGACUGCGGAUGCGCCUCUCCGGGAUGCAGCUGGGGAUGGAGCCCACAGGGGCUAUAGGGAUAUAUAUUAUAUUAUUAUUAUUAUUAUUAUUAUUUUGGUGAGACAGUAUUGUGCUUUUUUCUUUUUUCUUUUUUUUUUUUUGGUCCAUUCAGUGGAAAGAAGUGAGGCUUUUUUUUUUUUAACACGACGGAUACCUUUAUUUAUUUGUUGUAACCGUUGCUGCCGCGUUUCGUCUCCCAUGUCUGUGUGUCCCACACCCCACUGAUGGCGUCUGUCACGUUUACAUCCCCACACAUGACUGUGGGGCACCGGGAGCCUGCAAUAACCAAGCCAAAAAUCCCCUCCACCCGCUGUAUGCCGUGCGCUGGAUGGGGCUCUGUUCUUUUACUUCUUCCCCUCUCCCUGUAGCCCCGUUCCUGUGUUUCUCUCUCUCCUUUUCCCCUCUCCUGCCCAACCAGGGUUGCUCAGCCCCAUCCCUCUGCUCUGUUCCCAUUCCUUUCCCCAGCCUCUCUCCCCAUCGGGUGAGGUGAGGAGGCAGCCGGUGCUGGAGCACUUUCCUUUGUGUCUUUUUCAUACUGCAUGAAAAGUAUUAAUGGAGCCAAGCGUUGGGUUUUGCUUUCAAGCCAAUUCCCUUGUUGGUGUUUUUGGGAACGGUGGGAAGGUGCAUUUCCUCCAUUGGCGGAGCAGGGGCAGCUUUGAAGGGCAGUGGGUUGGGGCCACCCCAUUGCUUCCUAUUGAGGUUGCGCUGGAAACAAGAGUGGAGCUGGUGUGCACCCACACUCCUCCCUACAGGAAGGCGAAGGGCUGGAGGAGGGCACCCACCUGCAUGGGACACCCCACAGCAUCAGUUGCCAUCCCUGCUGGUUCCAUCCAUCUCUGAGGGAGGAGAGAUCUGUCCUGCUGCAUUUUGCUCCUGGCCCAGCACUACCCCCACCCCCUUCAUCCAUCCCAGGCACCGUUGAUGGUGGCAGCAGUUGGUGAUGCUCACACAGCUCUCAGCCAUGGAGAUGUCCCCAGGAGGUGACAGAUGGACACAGGAUGUUCUGAGGGGUGUCCCCACCGUGCAUAAGAUGGCAGCAAUGUCCCUAUGGGGCUGAAUCUUACAUUCACCAUCACGAUGGCCUGGAGCUGUGGGGCUGUGGAUGCUUUCUCUGCCCUGCUGACACUUGGGAUCCUGCACCUUUGGGAAGCCAACAGCUCCUAAUGCUUUCACACACCCUUAUAGAGACACUUCUCCCCAUCCCCAAAGAGACAUCACGUCUGCUGCCACCAGGAGCCACCAGGAUGGUUCUACUCCAGUGUCUCAGUGCUGGGUGUGCUGCAAAGCAUCACUCUCUUCUCCCCCCAAAACCUGUUUCCUUGAUGCUUUGUGGCCAAAACAUGUCUCUGUUGGGUAGAUCUUUGCAGUGCCUCAAACUCCAUCACCUCCCAUCUGCAGGACGGGUGCCCUCCUGGUGCCAGGCAUUGCUCUGAUGGCACCACUGGAUCUGCACAAGGACACAAUGGGUGCCCCAUUAGAAGUAACACCAGAAAGAUGCAGAUGUUUGCUCUGGCACUUUCCCCUGGAAAGCUUUGGGUUUCUUUUCUCCCUGUUGUGCAUUUCUUCCCAUGGGGUUCCACACCUUGGAUGCACCGAGGGGCCCCAAAUCCUCUGUCAGCAGCUCUGAGACCCACAACUCCUGGUGCCAAUGGAAGAAUGGCUUGAAGCUUCUCACGCUCGGGAAUGUCGGCCUUCACCUCCUCACGUGCCUCAGUUUCCCCAUCGGUGACCGCAGUGUCCUCCCACCAUUUGUCUGUCGGUGUUGCCUGAUUAAAAGCAGUGUCUGUGUUUCCUUUCCGUUCUCUGUUCACGUGCUGUUGCUGCCCUGCAGCCGCCAUUCGCUGGGUCCCUCGGUUCCCUUUGGGGUCAGGGUGCCCCCAGGCGAGGCAGUGCUGCAGGACCCCCAGGCUGAGGAGCAGCAGAGCUGCGUUCAUGGAGGUGAAGCUGUCUGUGCUCCUGUGCCGGUGUCUCAGCUUGCAUGCCCCGCUGCCUUGUUUUGAGAUGAAUCCAAGAGCAAACCAAGCAAACCGACCUGUUUUAAGAACGGAACAAACAAUCAAAUAGAAACAAACCCAGGAACUUUGUGGCGGUGGAAAUAAAAGCUUCAUGAUGGUA